AGCUGCAGAGCAUCCCUGCAGAGGUUCCGAAGACAGCCCAGGAGCUCCUACAGCCUCUGCCCUCAGGUACCAUGAAGGUCUCCGCCGCGGCCCUAGCCGUCCUCUUCGCCGCUGCUGCUUUGUGCGCUCCUGCAUCUGCCUCGCCAUAUGCCUCCGACACCACUCCCUGCUGCUUCGCCUACAUCUCCCGCCCGGUGCCCCGGGCCCACCUGCAGGAGUAUUUCUACACCAGCAGCAAGUGCUCCAUGCCAGCAGUUGUCCUAAUCACCCGAAAGAAGCGCCAGGUGUGUGCCGACCCGGAGAAGAAAUGGGUGCGGGACUACAUCAACACUCUGGAGAUGAGCUAGGAUGGAGGGCGCCUGGAAGCCGAACUAGCCCAACUUUCUUAUUACUUCUUGCUCUUGUCCUCACCAGCUUAGAAGGCUUCUCCCCAGUCCCUACUCCC
This is a messenger RNA of Artibeus jamaicensis (Jamaican fruit-eating bat), 445 nucleotides long. RefSeq names its product C-C motif chemokine ligand 5 (gene CCL5). Lineage: Eukaryota; Metazoa; Chordata; Mammalia; Chiroptera; Phyllostomidae. Gene Ontology annotation, molecular function: chemokine activity; CCR chemokine receptor binding. The record is from RefSeq and is a predicted model, not a curated record. The transcript is spliced from 3 exons. Bases 72 to 347 code for a protein of 91 amino acids. Gene Ontology annotation, cellular component: extracellular region. Gene Ontology annotation, biological process: lymphocyte chemotaxis; chemokine-mediated signaling pathway; cellular response to interleukin-1.